Molecule: messenger RNA, 867 nt
Organism: Hyla sarda
Lineage: Eukaryota; Metazoa; Chordata; Amphibia; Anura; Hylidae
Exons: 6
Coding region: 1-810 (269 amino acids)
Cellular component (GO): plasma membrane
Source: RefSeq, a predicted model, not a curated record
AUGGUUUCAAAAGCUUCUAGAAGCUUCUGCAUAGAAACUAAGGGGAGUCAUGUGACCAAUGUUCCAAACAGCCUUACAACAGAAUCCACAAGUGGUGGCAGUAAAGAGCAGUGCAUUAACCCUUACACAUCCAUAAUACCACAACACCUCUCUAGGCAGUUGGCACCACCAUUACUGCUUUCUGCCAUUCGGUCCAAGUCUCACAGAUUUGUGCACAAAAGUGUGGAAACAUGGAUUCUGGCCGGAGAUCCCGAAAGAGGAAACAAGACGCAGGACGCCAUAAUUCCCAUCACUCCCAGCUCCUCAGGCGCAGCGCGGUGUCCUGCACUCUCAGCGCCAUCUGGUGGAUCUUUUCACGUGUUUGCAGCGGCAGAACGUUCUUUGGGCUCCGUAGCUUUAUUCAGCUGCCAAGAUGGAUUCCAGUUACUGGGACAUUAUAAGCUGAAGUGUCAGAAGAAAGGGGACGGCCUCCAGUGGAGUCACCAGGAACCCCAAUGUCAGGCGAUCUCGCUGACGUCCCAUAAAGGUUUCCGUCUGGCGGUCAUCAUCUCCUUGGUCAGCUGCUUCAUCAUCAUCACAAUGUUUGUCGCCUUCACCGUUUGUUGUGUACGCGAGAAACUUCUCCAAGGGGAGACGGCUGCGGCGGUGGGUGGCAGGAGCGAUCCUCGGCCGGCGUUCUCCAUGGAGAUACCAGAGAAUUCCAGCGGUGGCCACGGUUUCCCCCCGAACAGCCUUAAAGAGUCCAACCUCUACCGCUCGGUCACCUUCAAAGGCCCCAAUGGAUUUGAAAAUAGCGGAUUUCAAGCAUAAACAAUGAAACAAAUAAUAUUACCUAUUACUAUUUACAACUGACGACCCAGCUACCGA